CCCAUUCCCCAUCAAUCCCCGAAAGAGCGCGAAGUUUAUUGAAAAAGCGCGCGAUAGGAUUGUUACUUUUAUUCUGCAUUUCUGCGUCUAGCACAGCAGCGGAGAGAGCAGCCAAAUCAAAAAGUGUAUAUAAGUAUACUCGGUAGAAUCUAAAAUACAACGUAAAACUCGUAAAAGCUUCGACAUUUAUAUAUUGUGUACACGUAAAGCAGUCACGAAGUUUAUAACGGAUACAAUAACAAUCAUUAUAAUUUAACAAGAGUAAGGUUGUGAAGUAAGCAGAGCUUUUGUUUUUCACUUUUGUGUUCUUUCUUACUUGUACAUGUAACAACCUUUAACGAGUUGUAUGUAAAUAUUAUCCACUGUAAAUAUAGAACAAAUAGAAAGUGGAAGUGAACAAGUGUUCAAUAAGUACACCUUGUUUAGAGAUUACUUACGGAAUAGUAGGCUUUUUACUUGCGAGUAACAGUUGAGGGAGGUUGUAAUUCGAAUCGUUAUCUGCUGUACAGUCGAGUGAAAACACACAAACUUCAAACAUGUCUAUUGCGAUGAGUGAAAAAGCCUUUUCAACUUUGGACGAAGAAGAGGAUGCCUUGUUAAACGAAGCGAUCAGCUGCAGCAGAAACUUGGACGUCAAGACAGUCGAUGACGAAGAAGAGAAGAAAAAACAGGUAUCCUCAAAAGUAAACAGCAAGCUAUGGUGCGAAAUGACCUCCGACUCCAGCUCAAGCAUGUCAGAUCUCUCCACAUCUAAUGGCAAAAUUGAUUUGUCUAUAUCUGGCGAUAAUGGUAGCUCAUCAGCCAAUGGCCAGGUUUGCGAUAAGCUCAAGGUUUUGGAUCAAAUAAACUCGAGCAAAAUUGGUGAACUUAGCAUUAUGAUCAAGCCUGAUGAAGCUAAGCUUAUUGAGGGCGAGUCGGCGUCUGUUAUGAUCAAAUCUGAAGAAAAUGAAACAAUCGACAGCAAUGCGGCAGAAUCAAAUGGUAGAAACUGUAAAAGAGUAUAUGAAGGAGAAAAUAAUGACUAUCAAAAAGUUCCUAAAAAUAGGCGAAACAGCACGUCGAGCUCUAGUACGUUAUCCAGUACUGAUCGCGCCAAGAAAUCUGUAAAAUAUGAGACUGAUCCAGUAGUAUUAGCUCGCAGACAAAAAGAUAUCGAUUAUGGCAAGAAUACCAUAGGGUACGAUAGAUAUACAAAGGAAGUCGCAGUUUUCGAUCGAGCCAAAGAGCAUCCUAAAACUCCUCCUAUGCAUUUAAAAUGCAGUAGGCGAGCCUGGGAUGGUAUGAUCAAACUUUGGCGCAAACAGCUUCAUUUUUGGGAUCCACAAGAUCCAACAGAAGAAAAAGCCAAAAAUGCCGAGGCAUAGCAAUAUCAUAUAAUUUACUCUUUAAGUUAAUUGUGCCGAAGAAUUCAUUAAAAAAUUGAUAUAAAAAAAAAAUCUUCCCAAAUUAUCCACAUACAGUUUCAUAUCGUUCGCCACCGAAUCAUUUUCACUGAUGACAAAGGACUCCAAAAGUUUUUU
This is a messenger RNA of Copidosoma floridanum, 1520 nucleotides long. It is a transcript of the gene Slbp, whose product is annotated as Stem-loop binding protein. NCBI's taxonomy places the organism in Eukaryota, Metazoa, Arthropoda, Insecta, Hymenoptera, Encyrtidae. The record is from RefSeq and is a predicted model, not a curated record. Gene Ontology annotation, biological process: mRNA transport; mRNA 3'-end processing by stem-loop binding and cleavage. Gene Ontology annotation, cellular component: cytoplasm; histone pre-mRNA 3'end processing complex. Gene Ontology annotation, molecular function: mRNA binding; histone pre-mRNA stem-loop binding.